Messenger RNA from Nymphaea colorata (pocket water lily), 1540 nucleotides. RefSeq names its product protein DEHYDRATION-INDUCED 19 homolog 6-like. Lineage: Eukaryota; Viridiplantae; Streptophyta; Magnoliopsida; Nymphaeales; Nymphaeaceae. The coding region runs from base 345 to 989 and encodes 214 amino acids. The transcript is spliced from 5 exons. The record is from RefSeq and is a predicted model, not a curated record.
CAUGGAAGGAAGAGGGCGGAGUGGGCAUUAGAAAGAAAUUACGGAGGCAUUCGUCCGCACAUUUCAACAAUUUUCAGAAACUUAAUGCCCACUUUCUUUAUUGUUUCUUUCUGUUUUCUUUUUUGGGGUGAAGAGUAAGCAGUUAAAGUAUAAAAUCUGCGGUCACCUGCUUUUCAGUUUUAUUGCAUUUCCCCCUUUUCCUGUGCUAGUGUUAUGUGUGAUGUUUUCUUCGGCAGUGUGGUCACUUCUCUCUCUCUCCUCCUUCCUCACUACUCUUCCCCGACACACACUCUCUCUCUCUCUACUCUUUCUCUCGCUGUGAGCCAGCUGGGGAGAGAGGUACCAUGGAGAUGCAGUUCUGGGCUUCCCGUUUUCAUUCCACCAAGCACCUCACUUAUUUGCAAACUGCCAGGCUCGGUUCCGAGUCAACCAUAAGCUUGGAUGGUACUGAGGGAGAUGAGGAUGUCAGGGCAUCAUUCCAGUGCCCUUUCUGUUAUGUAGAUAUUGAAGUACCCCUUCUCUGUAGCCACCUUCAUGAAGAACAUUGUUUUGAUGUGAAGAAUUCGGUAUGCCCCGUUUGUGCAGCAAGUUUAGGAAAGGACACAAUUGGACAUUUCACUGUUCAGCAUCCUCAUCUGUUAAAGAGGAGGAAAUCUCGUAAGGGACACUGGAAUAGUAGGGCAGUUAUGCGGGGGAAGGAAUUAGACAUUUCUUCAGCAAAUGGUGGAAGCAACAUGGCAGGUUCCUUAACUGAUCCACUGUUGUCACCAUUUCUAUGCAGCAUAAACCUUCCAGAUUCGAAUCAAAACAAAAUAUCAGGCUGCAAUUUGGAUAAAAAAAUCACUUCUAGUCCACCAGAUGCUAAAAGCAUCAAGGAAUGUAAUUCUAAUGGAGGAGAGGACCAAGAAGAUAUUGAGAGGGUUCAAAGGGCAGAAUGCAUUCAGCAGGUAGUCAUGUCAACAAUUUUCUGGGGUGGUUAUCCAGGUUGAGCUGAUGCCAUGCCAAGUCGGUUCCAUCAUUUUGUUGCAUGAUCUUGGUACUCGAUAAACUUGAGGCAGUUUAUAUUUGGGCCGUUUUCAGGCAGGCAAUGAAUAUAGGUGGUCUGGAUCACAAGGAACUUGUAGUUGCCAUGGAAACUAUGCAGUGUGGCCUUUUGCCAAUGUAGCUAUAUACGUAAUAAAGCAUGAACCCUAUGGCUGCUAAAGGGUAAGUCUUUGUUGUUAAUAAUAUACUCCAAAGUAAACUCGGGUUGCUCUUAUAUGAACUCUAUGAGCACACAAAUCGUCAAACAUCUGCUCUCUGAUAAUAGAUUAUGCAAAAUAAGAAACUGCAAAGCGUAUACCUCGGGUUGAAAGUUAAGUUCAACAGCAAAUGUUAUUAAUGUAUGCAUUAAUUUGGUUUGUCAUAAUUUGAUUAUAGUCCUCAGGAAUAAUGCCCUGACUAGUUCUGCAAAUUUGUCUAGUCUGGUAUUACUGUUUUGGCAUUCUUGGCUGUAGCAGAUGCAGUUGCAAUCCAACAUCCAAAAUAUAUGUUACCUGUA